GGGAAAUCCUCCGAGACAACCGCGAGUCGGCCUCCCGAGCUGCCGGGGCGUCGGAGGGGAGGCGCGGAGCUUGCUCGCGAGUGCGCGCGCCGUGACGGCAGCAGGUGCCUUGCUCGACGGCAGCGUGGCCCUGUUUGAUCUGCAGAAGAAACGCCGGGAGGAGGAGGAGCUGGAGGCGGAGAUCCAGGAGCAGCGCCAGAGGUUGCAGAGUUUGCAGCAGCGUAUCGACGAGUUGAAGGUGAAGAAGGAGGCAGCGAAGGAUUUAUACAUGAACUUGAAUAUGUUCCUGAAGGUAAGUGGAGGACCGUUUCACACACGCCUCCUUCAUAAUGUGCGUAUUGUUAUUGGAUUUCAGUGUCAUGGCUGUACCUGCACAGAAACGCCCGACUGAGUCCCUGCAGGAAGGAAACCCGGAUCAAGCUGCUCAGAAAGCAGAGAAGGAGAGGAGCGAGGAGCUCCGCCUGGAGGCGGCGCUGCAGAGGCUGAAGCUGCUGCAUGCCGGGCUGAUGGAGAGGGAGCAGCAGCAGCGGCGCUGGAUCACCAGGAACGGCGUGUAUCGGGAGCUGCUGGUGCGGACGGUCAGGAUGACGAAGUUUGAGGAUGUGCAGAGGCUCACCGGUCAUAUAGAGAGUCUCCUCCACUUUCAAGACGAUUUCUAUAAGAGAGAAACCCAGGCGCAUGGGCAGGUGGAGCAGCUGAAGGAAUCCCUGCUCACGCUGGAGGACAAUCACAGUCUGCUGCAGCUGCAGAGCAACCACCAGCUGUCCCAGCUCCAGAGCGGGAUAGAGAAGACGCGCUCUGAAGCUCUGUCAUGGGUAUCUGACAUCACCGUCAUCACAAGUCUGGCAUCAGAGCCGAAUCAAAUGUUUCCUGAACACACAGCAACCAUCCUGUGUGAAAUGCAGCUGUUCAUGUGUUCACAGGAGAGGCAAUGGAACCACAUUCAGGAAACGGCAGCAAAGAAAACACUCUUGCUGGGACGGAUUAAGAUGGCGACCUAUAACCUCUAUGAAACGACAGAUGCCAUGGUAGAAGGAGAACACACGUUGAAUAUGAAUGACACGGAGAAACAGCUGGAGAAGGUCCAGAUGUUCAUCCAGGACUACGAGGGCCUCGUCAAAUAUCAAUAAACUCCCUCUCAGAAACACGAUGGACUGGGAAAAGAUUUGUCAAAGCCCAAAAAACACAUUGCAACUCGACAUCGCAAGAUGCUUCAAUUUAGGCUUGAACAUCCGUUUAUAAUGCUGUAAGGCUGAAUUCACUGAACUAGCAUUGAAUAUUUUCUUAGUUGUUCUAAUGUAAAACUAAACGUGAACUUGAAGACAAUUAACUUCAAUAAACGUAAGACCCUGAAGCUAUCGACAA
Pseudoliparis swirei is the source of this 1365-nucleotide messenger RNA. Its product is annotated as coiled-coil domain-containing protein 42 homolog. The record is from RefSeq and is a predicted model, not a curated record. NCBI's taxonomy places the organism in Eukaryota, Metazoa, Chordata, Actinopteri, Perciformes, Liparidae. Bases 330 to 1130 code for a protein of 266 amino acids. The transcript has 5 exons.